This is a messenger RNA of Epinephelus lanceolatus (giant grouper), 3766 nucleotides long. RefSeq names its product Smith-Magenis syndrome chromosome region, candidate 8a (gene smcr8a). The record is from RefSeq and is a predicted model, not a curated record. Lineage: Eukaryota; Metazoa; Chordata; Actinopteri; Perciformes; Serranidae. Gene Ontology annotation, molecular function: GTPase activator activity. Gene Ontology annotation, cellular component: guanyl-nucleotide exchange factor complex.
UGUCUCUGGAUGUGAAAAUUACAUGUAGCGCUCCUGUCUGUUAAAGGUGUCACUGUCGCACCAGCGUCCCGUUUUACAGCCCAGAACACGGUAACGUGAUGAAGAGGAGGCGAGGAGAGAUGAAGGGGAGAAGGAGAGGAGCGCUCCACUGAUGCUGCUGAAUGUUUUUUCUCCUUGCAUAGCAUGAAUGGUCUGAUGUCUGCCCGGACUCUGAUUGGCGCAGGAUAAUUGCUUUUGUUAACAGAGGCAGUGAUUUGUAUUUCCGUGAAGGUGUUUGCUUUUAUUUUAUCUGACAAAUAUCAAGACUCUUGUUCUGUGGGCUCUCUUCAGCAGGGGCGAAGCUAGAUUUUGGGCCCACCCUGCUCUUGGACCCCCUUUUAAAAAUUAUAUAAUCAGCGUGAUUUUUGUGUGGGGCCCUCUCCCGCUCUUCUAACCUCACUAACAAAUGUGCAGCAGAAUGAUCAUACUGGCUACCCUCCACCGUUGUGCUCUGACUGCUGGUUUAUGACUGGUAACUGUGCUGCGCUGUGUAUUGUGUCUCUCAUGCCUUGCUCAACAACACCACUAUGAUAGGCUCACCUGACGUGGUGGCAUUCACUAAAGAGGAUGAAUAUGGGCAGACAACUCCCGACCCCUGGGCUCUGCCUGAGGAGUUCUCUGUCCCUCUCCAUCCGCUUGCUGACUCCAACCCCUGGGCUAAAACCUCUUACGCCAAGUUCACCAAAGACUUCAUCCUCAUCUCUGAGUUCUCUGAGCAGGUGGGCCCUCAGCCGCUCCUCACCAUCCCCGACGACCCCAAAGUCUGUGGCACCUUUGAUCUCAACUACUUCUCCCUGCGCAUCAUGUCAGUGGACUACCAAGCCUCCUUUGUGGGACACCCGCCUGGGAGUGGCUACCCAAGGCUCAGCUUUGUGGAGGACUCAAGGGUGGUGCUGGGUGACUCAAAGGAAGGGGCGUUCGCCUACGUCCAUCACCUCACGCUUUACGACCUGGAGGCGAGGGGCUUUGUUCGACCAUUCUGUAUGGCCUACGUCUCAGCAGACGAAAGGAAGAUCAUGCUGCAGUUUCAGGAGCUGUCCCUGCGCUUCUCACAGGCCUCUGAGUGUCUGAAAGCCGGGAACAGGAGAGCGUUUGCCAAGGAACUCCAGAGGAAGCUCCAAGACCUGGAGUACACUCACUCUGUGCUGCAGAAGGAGGAGGGCCUGCAGAGAGAGGCGAGUCCUCAGUGCAUGUACUCUGCUCAUGCUGUCGAGAAAGCCAACGAGCUUGCGAACGUGGAGAAGAGCAUCUACGAACACAGAGACCUGCUGAGACAGAUCAGCUCCUACCAUCACCGCCCGCGCCGCGAUCCUCAUGCUGUCACCUGUCAGAAGUGUGUCACUGAGUGCUUGAGCGAGUGCGAGCAGCUGUUAGAGAAAUACGCCAAGCUUGCCAACCCCUUCAAAUACACUGACAAAGAGGAGAAGGGGGAGGAAGGGCAGGGUCCAGUUGAUGAUGAAGGAGGUGAACAAGAAGUGGACGAGGAUGAAGAUGAAGUCAAUAAACGCAGGCCCUCCUACACGCCACAGCUGAUCAAAGCCAAGUCCGCGAAGUGUUUUGACAAGCGCCUGAAGACGCUGCAAGAGCUGUGUGACGAUACGUUCUACGAGGCCACUGUUGAGCUCCUGAAGGAGACUGAGAGGAGUUUUCGGGGAGACCUGUGUUAUCUGCACACACGCCGCCUGGAGAGGGCACUGUGCAGGAAACAGAGAGUUACCAACUUCCUGUUUGAGGAGGACCUCGGUGAUGAUGAGGAGGACGUAGGGGGAACACUGAGACCAUUCUGUGCUGUGAACCAUGCUGUAGAUAAUUUUACACUCUUAAAUCCACCUCCUAUUGUGCUGGGACCAGAACCUCUAGAGCUACAUGUCCUGGAGCCUCCAGACCCUCUCAACCGUACUCAAGAGCGUGAGCUCGGGAUUGCAGACAAUCUGGAGUCCUCCCCCUCAGACCAGACUCUGGAGACCCAGGAGAGCUCUGAGGAGACCAAAGGAAGCUUCAGCAGCGAUAAGAGCGGGGUGGGUCUUGCCGAGAUCCAACAGAAUCUAUCAAGUAUGAAGUCAGAAGCUCCUGAUCCUGAUUCUGACUUGACCCCUGACCCUGAUCAUAACACUGACCUGGAGAGGGAGAGCAGCAGUGAGGAGAUGGAGACCACUGCUGGGGAUGAUGACGGAGACGAGACACCUGUGUCUUUGCUGGAGGUGGUGUCUGAGCUGGAGGCUAGCAGGGAGGACGAGUGUGAUGGAGUUACUGACGGGGCUUGUGAGGAGGAGUCUGACUUGUUGGUUCCUUUAGAUACAGCAUGCUGUAUGGCCCAAGAGGGUUUCCUUUAUGAGGCUUCUGCCCCGGAGGCGGUGUCUCGUCUUGGCCAAAGCCCCCAGCCGCAGCCCUGUGAAACCCUGGUGGUCAACCAGGAGCCCCAGGCCCUCCUUCCACUACAGGAUGACUACGCGGUGGGUUCUCCCUGCUCAGACAGCCCUGCAGCUGGGCUCGAGCUGCCUGUCGGGCCCCUUGGAGAUGCGGUUUCCCGUACCUCAGUGGAGGAUGGGUCAGACUGCACCAUGAGUGCUUCUACAGGGUCUGAUCGGGCUGCUUCUCCUCUUGGCUAUGGGGGAGUGGUGACCCUGCGUCAGAGGAAGAAGGCUGGACAAGGAGCCUUGAGGUUUGUGCGACAGUACCCCUUUGCGAUGCAAGCUCUGUGGUGUCUGCUGAGCGGCAGGACCCUGGUGGUGCUCGGGGCAGAUGAGGGGAGAGUCCGCAGACUGGUUGCUGCUCUGGCCCUCUUCGUGCCUGGUCCUGGGAAGUGUGGUGAGAGGGUUCAAGCCUGGCUGUCCUGCUCCUUCACCCUUACUGACCUGCAGAGGUGGAAACUCAUUGGAUUGCAAAGAGUAGCCUCCCCUGUGGGCUCCAGUAUGCUUUACUCGCUGUCCCGCUACAGUCGCUACAUCUCUAUCCUGGAUGCUGACCAGAAGACCUUGCGCUGUCCGCCGUAUCGCGGCCAACUCCUCGCCAACAUAGCCGACCACCGCACUUACAUCCGCCGUGGCUCCACCUACUUCCUUCACUUACAGAGCACCCUCUGUCACAUGGCAGCCAGGGCCUUCCUGUUUACCUUCACCCACCACCUCCACCUGCCGGUCAGCCCCACGGAGGGGCCCGAGGUCGUGGAGGGCCGACGCCGCUGCUUCCUGCAGGAGCAGCUGGGGCUGGGAGAGGAGGACAGCCAAAUACUGCUCUACCUCAGCCAGCUCAUCACUCAGCAGUACCUACAGCCCGACACAGGGAGCAGUGCAGCAGCACCUUGUUUUAGUUUUAAUUACACCACCAGCGUUUUAUAAAAAAUCUGAUACUGGGGCGAGGAUUCCCACACACGUUUUAGCAGAAAUCAUCUUUGACCCUUUGGUUUUUAAAGGUGAUCUUAUAAAGGUCUACGGCUAUUUUAGUUUCAGGACAAACUCUGCACUGGUUAUUGUUUUAUCCGUGUAAUCUCUCUCUGCCUUGCUGUCUAUUUCUCUGGUCUCUCCCUUUCCUCUGUGCGCAGGAAACAGGAGACAGAGUGAGUUGUGAAUGUCAGUGAGUGGGUUCACUUUGCCUGUGUUUGGUUCACACGUUGACCCUCACAAACACACAUAACAGAGCAGAUGAAGGUCAGCUCUGCGCAUUUUCCUUUUAGUCAUUUGUGUGUUUUUCACCUCCACUGAAAAAAAUGUUACCUACAAAGGCUUGU